AUGGACUCAUGCGCACCAGUAGAUGACCAGCCCAAACAUUUGACUCUUACAAUCAGACUGAUCAAGUCUUUUGAAUAUCGUACAUUCAAAAACCUUGUCCUUCAGCAUAUUGAUCCAGAAAUGCUUGUCAAAGACCUGAAAAUCCUCGUUUUAGAAAAAAUCAAGUCAACUCCAGGAUUAAAACCAUACCAUAACACCGUAUUCGAUUGCCUGAAACUCUAUGUCAAGGCUCAUGGCUCCAAAACGCAGCAUCUUAUUAUCAAUUUGGACCAUGAUGAAGGCAAGGAUACGUUUAUCAUGGAUGAUAAUCUUACUCUCUCGGCUCAGAGCGUCGAGAAUGAAACGGAACUUAGUUUUUUUAACCACGAGUUGUAUACUUUAUACAAGGCUCAUCCCAAUAACAAAUGGUAA
Batrachochytrium dendrobatidis JAM81 is the source of this 411-nucleotide messenger RNA. RefSeq lists its product as uncharacterized. The coding region runs from base 1 to 411 and encodes 136 amino acids. The record is from RefSeq and is a predicted model, not a curated record. The transcript has 4 exons. Lineage: Eukaryota; Fungi; Chytridiomycota; Chytridiomycetes; Rhizophydiales.